CGGCUCGGACGCCGCUUCCCACAGGGGUCCGAGGGAAGCGCGUCGCUCGUCGGAUGACGCGAAUUUACCCCGACCCGAAGGACCGGGAGGCGGAAAGCGUGGAAGGAGGCAGUUGCUGACCGUGGCUUUGGGGACGUGAACAGAAAUGGAAACUGAAAAUCAAAAAACUAUGGAAGAAAGCACUGAGAAGAGAAAAGAAGAAAAAAAGAAGCGCUCGAGGGUUAAACAGGUGCUUGCAGAUAUUGCUAAGCAAGUGGACUUCUGGUUUGGAGAUGCAAACCUUCACAAGGACAGGUUUCUUCGAGAGCAAAUUGAAAAAUCUAGAGAUGGAUAUGUGGACAUAUCUCUUUUGGUGUCUUUUAACAAAAUGAAGAAGUUGACCACUGAUGGGAAGUUAAUAGCGAGAGCAUUGAAAAGCUCAUCUGUUGUAGAGUUGGACUUAGAGGGAACCAGAAUCCGGAGAAAAAAGCCCCUAGGUGAGAGACCAAAGGAUGAGGAGGAACGCACUGUGUACGUGGAGUUACUUCCCAAAAAUGUUACCCAUAGCUGGAUUGAAAGAGUAUUUGGGAAAUGUGGCAAUGUGGUUUACAUAAGUAUUCCACAUUACAAGUCUACUGGGGAUCCAAAGGGAUUUGCCUUUGUGGAGUUUGAAACAAAAGAGCAAGCAGCAAAAGCCAUUGAGUUUCUUAACAACCCACCCGAAGAAGCACCAAGAAAACCCGGCAUAUUUCCCAAGACAGUGAAAAACAAACCCAUCCCUUCCUUAAGAGUAGCUGAAGAGAAGAAAAAAAAGAAAAAGAAAAAAGGCAGGAUAAAGAAGGAAGACAGUGUGCAGGCUAAAGAGUUAGAAACAAGCAGCAUGGGCGUGUCUAAAGCGAAGAGACAAAGGACUGCUUCCGAGGGCUCUGAAGCAGAAACACCUGAUGCUCCAAAGCAACCUGCAAAGAAGAAGAAAAAACGGGAAAAGGUGGAGACAUCCAUCUUGCCUGAAGUUAGAGCAGGGAAAAGGGAGAGAAGCAGUGCUGAGGACGAAGACUGCCUCCCCCUCAGGCCUAAAGCCAAGAAGAGGGCUCAGAAGGAUAGCAUUAGUGAGGCUGCUUCUGAAGUCUCCAAAGAAAGCAGAGACUUAGAAUUCUGCUCGACAGAAGAGGAGAAGGAGACUGGAGACAGAACAGGUGAUUCUCUCCUGAAAGUGAAGAGGAAGCACAAGAAGAAACACAAGGAGAGACAUAAGAUGGGAGAAGAGGUUAUACCGUUGAGAGUGUUGUCUAAAACUGAAUGGAUGGAUUUGAAGAAAGAGUAUUUGGCACUGCAAAAAGCCAGUAUGGCUUCUCUAAAAAAAACAAUAUCUCAAAUCAAACUGGAAUCAGAAAUGGACACAGACUGUGCAGUGCCCAGCAAGUCUGGAGAGAGGAGAGGCAAAGAGUGCUGCCCUCAGGAGAAGGUUAAUGCCCAGGGCCCACAGUUUGUGAACGGAGUGAUUGUGAAGAUCAUGAGCACAGAGCCUCUACCAGGCAGGAAACAAGUCAGGGAUGUUUUGGCCACAAUCUCAGAAGUUGUUUACGUUGAUUUGCUAGAAGGAGAUACUGAAUGCCAUGCCCGAUUCAAAACUCCUGAGGAUGCGCAGGCAGUAAUGAGUGCACAGACUGAAAUUAGAAAGAAGCACUGUUGGAACCUCGAGGUCCUUUCUGGUGAUCACGAGCAGAGGUACUGGCAGAAGAUAUUGGUAGAUAGACAGGCCAAACUUAAUCAACCUCGGGAAAAGAAAAGAGGCACGGAGAAGUUAAUCACCAAAGCUGAGAAGAUUAGACUGGCCAGGACUCAACAAGCCAGUCAGCACAUUCGAUUCUCGGAGUAUGAUUGAGAUGAUGAGUUUCCUAUGGGUUUCCUUGCCAGAGUGUUCUGAGAAUGCUGGGACUGAUUGAUGGAUGUUCUGAUGAGAUCUACAUUUAAAGAAAAAGAAAACCUCUGUUCCUCAGUGUGGAACUAAGACUUUUCUUAGAGACAAACAUAUUAUAUGUCAUAUUUUUUUCAAUGACGCUCGUGUUGAAAUUAUGCAGUCAACUUCAAAUGAUUUCAUAAAUAAAUGUGUUUUAAAAAUUAUU
Molecule: messenger RNA, 2105 nt
Organism: Microtus ochrogaster (prairie vole)
Lineage: Eukaryota; Metazoa; Chordata; Mammalia; Rodentia; Cricetidae
Gene: Larp7
Product: La ribonucleoprotein 7, transcriptional regulator
Biological process (GO): RNA processing
Cellular component (GO): ribonucleoprotein complex; nucleus
Molecular function (GO): RNA binding
Source: RefSeq, a predicted model, not a curated record